Molecule: messenger RNA, 3016 nt
Organism: Paramacrobiotus metropolitanus
Lineage: Eukaryota; Metazoa; Tardigrada; Eutardigrada; Parachela; Macrobiotidae
Exons: 8
Coding region: 364-2529 (721 amino acids)
Source: RefSeq, a predicted model, not a curated record
GCUUGUUGGGAACAUCGUGACUUCCUAGUUCCUACCGUUCUCGGCUUAACGUUGCUUUGAACUGUUUAACUUUCAAUAGCUAAUCAUAACAAUUACUGAACGUGUUAUAUUGUUGCUUUGAGGCUGUUUGAGCAAGGUAUCAUAGAUACCGUUUCAGAUACACACUGAACGAAGGGGUGUGUAUUUUGUGGGUUUUACCGAACGCAUCUAGACCUUGGUAUAACAGGCGUGCGCAAGGUUUUCGGUUUCUCGUUAGCUCUUUACUGACUAGGUUUUUUAACUUUUGACGUGUUUGUUGGAUCCUUGAAGCGCAGUGGUGUCUUGACUGUAAAUCUCCACAGUAACCGUAUCGCGAUCGCCGUGAUGAAGCCCAUGAACGUUCACAUCAGCUUCCCGGGUCCUCCUAGCCGUUCGCUUAUCAUCAAGAUCAACACACCCAAUCUGUACCAGACAUGCCGCCGCGAGGUGCAGAAGUUGUUGGGAAACGACAGCUUCCGAUUGCUCUUUCACACGACAUACGAACAGAAAGAACAUGUCAUCGACUGCAAGUCGGACGAGGAUAUCCACAAGCUGAUGAGCUUCUGUGAUCGGGCGUUCUUUCCGUUGACGAUUAAGCCAGGUGACGGUGACGCCGCGGACGUCAGCAGUGAGAGUGAGGAUGACGAUCGUGACCGCGAGCAGCAGGAUGUGGCAGCGCAGACACUGGGAGUGGUUCAUGCGUGCGGUGCGAAUGUCGUUAUCGUCGGUGGGAUGACAGUUUCAGUGCCACCUCAGUUGACAAGCACGGUGAACCAGAUAUGGAACGCCAUCAAUCUGAUGUUGCCCAAGGGCAGCGAGGACGAUGUCCUGCGUGCCCUCAUGGAACAGAUUGCCGAGCGUCUGCAUGUCAAUCUAGACCUGGAUCUCAGCGGACCCCAGUGCUCCGGCAGCUCCUCAUCCGAUGAAAUCCCGCUGCCGCACCGUCUGUUGGUGGGGAAUCGCACAGAAGUCAACGGAUAUUACGAUCAUGAUCAGAGUCCACCGCGCAAUCGCAUUUCCGACACGCUGGGUGCUGUGGGUGUGCAGCCGCGGAUUCGCCUGCUGGACAGUGUUCCCAAACCACGCGCUGCUGUUCAGACGAAUCACUGGCGACAGCCUUUCCGUCGUGAACCGUCGGAGGACAGUGACUACGUUCCGGGCCGUCCGCAUCGCUUCACGGCGCCAAAACAGCGCAAACGCAUGCAGGUGAACCAUCGUCAGUCGGCGGCGCGCGGCAUCACCUUGGCCGUACCCAGCCAGUUGCAUCGCGCCCCACCCAUCCGUCGCCGCAGUGUCAAGCAGGAGGGCAAUCUCAACGAGCCCAUCCAGCUGCGGGAUGCCGAAAACCGUAUUUCCGGGUAUCAGUGCCCUCGGUGUCCGCAGAGUAAGAAGCUGCGGAAGGAUGUGGUGACGCAUAUUCCCGGGCAUGGCGCGAUGGGCAAGUUUAGCUGCAAUGAAUGCGAUUUUGCCACGGAUUCCAAACAGAUUUUCAACUGGCACUUCAAGGCCCAUUUGAAACUGUCGCAGGAACCCACACCAGAGCGUCAGUGGAACGGGCGUCCAUCGCUGCCCACAAAUCGAGCCGCUGCGCGCAAUUUAUCUGCUGCAGACGACAUAUUUUCCAAUCCGGGCAGUCCCGCUCCAGCCGCCGCCGCCGCUUCCACGGGUUUGGCCUGCGUGAUCUCCAGUUGUCAUUUCCGUGGCACUGACUGCAAAGCCAUCGCGGAGCAUAUGAGUCGUGAGCACCACUUUUACAGUGACCGGACGGCAGUGCCGAAGAGAAUCCCACUCAAGUCCACACGCCACCUGCUGGGACGCGCCCGCACGACCCUGGGCCCGGAAGGCCUCCAGACCCAAGAGUUCCAGUGCCCCGAAUGCCCGGAGGCGUUCGCGUUCAAGACCCACUUGGUGUUGCACCGUCGCCACCGCCACCCGCAGCCCAACCGCCGGGGCGGACGGCGACCGGCGGCCCACCGGGUAGACGUGGACGCAGCCGUGGCCCCGGCGCCCACGGUGGGCAUCGUUAAGAAGGUUGUUAAGCGUAAAUUGCCAAAGGCUUCAUCGCGUCGUAAACGCCGUGCGGCCGCCCGCAAAGCCGUGCAGACACGUAGUGCGAAAACCACGCCGAAGCGCGCCGGGGCGGAGGGGGGUGAGGUCCCGGAGGAGGGCGUAGAGGAGGCCGAGGAUACGACCCCGUCGGGACCGUGGCAGCGCGCGUCGGUCAUUGUCUCCAUGCCGGAAUAUGUGGAGAACCAGGUGUCGGCAGCGUCGUCCACAUCCAGCCUACCGAAUGGGAACCCUGUGACGGUGCAGCAAGGGACGCCGAAGAACCGCGGGGGCCGUAAGCGCAAGAUCCCGGCAGAAGUGGAGGGCGAUUUCCCGCCGCCGUUAGAUAUGGCUGCGUUGGAGCAGAAUGGAAAUGGAUGGGCGGGUCAUGAGCGAACGUCAGUGGCGCCGGUUGACGUAGAAUACGAAUCGGCGCCUGGCUUCGAGGUUCCCGUUACCGUUUAAGCCGUUUAAACUCAUACCGGAAACGACGACUCAAGUCCGUGGAUGUUUUGUUAACACUUUAAGGAAGCCACCUUCCUCGUUGUACAGUAUUGGUUUGUUUCCUUGUUUUCUCACUCUGCGUUUUUCUGCCCUAGCUAAUGCAGUUCUUCGUUCUGGCAUGAAUUCCGUUUCCCUUUAUUUUGUUGUUUUGAUUUCUCGUCUCCAAAUUAACUCAGGCUGCCGAUAUGUAUGCUGAUUGCCCCCUCAUCAGCGCUUUGGCAGGGAUUCUCACAGCUUUAACUUAUUAUUUAUUCUUCGCUGGUGGGAAAUAGUUCUUCCUGUUUAUGAUUACUUAGCGUUUACAAUGGUUUCCUGUUUUGAGAGCUUGAAGAAAGGGAAUGAAUGUGUAAGUUUACUUUCGGGUCUCUGUUUUAUGCACCGCUGCAGUCUGCACUAAUGUACUUAUUUUUAUAUGCCUCGUAUUAUCCCAGUAAACUCACUAUUGCAA